AUGGCUCGUUUGUUCAUUUUUGCGGUUGGGCUAUUGCUAUUUGCUAGUGUUUGGUCAUCGUCAUUAAAUGUAGAUGGUUCAUCAAAGCGUUUAUUAGUAUUACUUGAUAAUUUGGGAUUACGAGAGUCACAUUCAUUUUAUUUUAAACAAUUAAAAGAUCGUGGAUAUUCCAUAACAUUUAAAACAUCGGAUGAUAGCAGUCUACAAAUUGUUAAAUAUGGCGAAUAUCUUUAUGAUCAUGUUAUUGUCUUUGCACCAUCAACCAAAGAAUUCGGUGGCCGUUUGGAUGCUGAAGUUUUAACUCAAUUUGUUGAUGCUGGUGGUAAUGUUCUUGUAGCAGGCAGUAAUACAGUUGGUGAUGUUAUUCGUGAAUUUGCUAGUGAAUGUGGUAUUGAAUUUGCUGAUGAUAAAAGUGCCGUUGUGGACCAUCUUAAUUAUGAUCUUAGUGAUGAUGGACAACAUACAUUGAUUGUCGCCAGUCCAAAUAAUCUUCUUUCGUCAGAAUUAAUUGUUGGACAAGCAAAGAAAAAUAAUUUGCCAUUUCUUUUCCGAGGCACUGGAAUGUCAUCCGAUCCAGAAAAUCCAUUACUGCUCGAUGUUUUAACUGCUUCAUCAACAUCAUAUACAGCUAAUCCUGAUGAAAAAACACUAUCUGAAUAUCCAGCUACGGUUGGUAAACGAACAUUGUUAAUAUCUGUUCUUCAAGCUCGUAAUAAUGCUCGUGUUGGUUUUGUUGGUUCAUUGGAUUUCUUCAGCAACGAUUUCUUCCUUAGUGCAGCUCAACCAAAUAAUGGAAAGAAAUCUGAUAAAUCUGGCAAUCAAGAUUUAGCUGUUGCCUUAACCGAUUGGUUAUUUAAACAACGUGGUGUUUUGCGUUCAAGAAAUAUUCAUCAUUAUUUAAAGAGUGAUAAGUCAACACCUAGAUUUUAUACUGUUAAAAAUGAUAUUGUAUUUAAUGUACAAUUCGAUGAAUUUGUUCAUGGAAAAUGGAUGCCAUUUAAUGGAACAGAUGUUCAAUUAGAAUUUGUCCGCAUUGAUCCAUUCGUACGAACAACGUUGGCUAAUAAAGGUGGCCAACUUGAAGCACAAUUCCGUGUUCCAGAUACCUAUGGUAUCUUUAAAUUUGUUAUUGAUUAUAAUCGUGUUGGCUAUUCACAUUUAUACUCAGCAACACAAGUUUCUGUUCAUCCUUUACUUCAUACGGAAUAUGAACGAUUUAUAACAUCGGCUUAUCCAUAUUAUAUAUCAACAUUUUCAAUGAUGGCUGGUGCUUUUCUUCUUAGUUUUCUUGUGCUCUAUCAUCGUGAUGAUUUACCAAAGAAGAAAGCUGAAUAA
Messenger RNA from Rotaria socialis, 1335 nucleotides. NCBI's taxonomy places the organism in Eukaryota, Metazoa, Rotifera, Eurotatoria, Philodinida, Philodinidae. The record is from the annotation of a GenBank genome assembly.